CACCGGAUCAGGCUGACCGGCAAUGGGCGCCAUUUUGAAACCCCCGAACCUCCUCCUCCUCCUCCUCCUCCAACUCCGGCGGCGGCGGCGGCGCUGGAGGCCGCCUCACCACCAGCAGCAGCAGCAGCAGCGGCAGCUCCUCCGCUCUUAGGCCCUGGCCUCCCCUUUGGCUCCUCGCGGGACCUCUGUCUCUCCGGCCGGCACACACUGCGAGACAUGGCAGCAGGGGUGGCCGGAGGAGGAGGAGGAGGAGGAGGAGGCGGCGGCAACGACUUCCAGUGGUGCUUCUCCCAGGUCAAGGGGGCCAUCGACGAGGACGUGGCCGAAGCUGACAUUAUCUCAACAGUUGAAUUUAAUUACUCUGGAGAUCUUCUUGCAACAGGAGACAAAGGUGGCAGAGUGGUUAUAUUUCAAAGGGAACCAGAGAAUAAAAGCCGUCCUCAUUCAAGAGGGGAAUAUAAUGUUUACAGUACCUUUCAGAGUCAUGAACCUGAGUUUGACUACUUGAAAAGUCUAGAAAUUGAGGAAAAAAUUAACAAAAUUAGGUGGUUACCACAACAGAAUGCUGCUCACUUCUUAUUAUCUACAAAUGAUAAAACUAUUAAAUUAUGGAAAAUCAGUGAAAGGGAUAAAAGAGCUGAAGGGUAUAACUUAAAAGAUGAAGAUGGAAGACUCCGAGAUCCAUUUAGAAUCACAGCACUCCGGGUGCCAAUACUGAAACCUAUGGACCUGAUGGUAGAAGCAAGUCCCCGAAGGAUAUUUGCAAAUGCACACACGUAUCACAUAAACUCUAUUUCAGUAAAUAGUGAUCAUGAAACAUACCUUUCGGCUGAUGACCUAAGAAUCAACCUGUGGCAUUUAGAAAUCACAGAUAGAAGUUUUAACAUUGUAGAUAUAAAACCUGCUAACAUGGAGGAACUGACAGAAGUCAUAACUGCAGCAGAGUUCCACCCUCAUCAUUGUAACGUAUUUGUCUACAGCAGUAGCAAAGGAACUAUACGUCUCUGUGAUAUGCGUUCUUCAGCUCUUUGUGAUAGACAUUCAAAAUUUUUUGAAGAGCCUGAAGAUCCCAGCAGCCGAUCGUUCUUUUCAGAAAUAAUUUCUUCAAUAUCAGACGUAAAGUUCAGUCACAGUGGUCGAUACAUGAUGACUAGAGACUACCUUUCGGUUAAAGUAUGGGAUCUUAAUAUGGAAAACAGGCCUGUAGAGACCUAUCAGGUUCAUGAAUAUCUUCGAAGCAAACUUUGUUCCCUUUAUGAGAAUGACUGCAUCUUUGACAAGUUUGAGUGCUGCUGGAAUGGUUCUGAUAGCGCUAUAAUGACUGGCUCAUACAACAACUUCUUUAGGAUGUUUGAUCGAAACACACGGCGAGACAUUACGUUAGAAGCAUCGAGAGAGAGUAGCAAACCUCGUGCUAUCUUAAAGCCCCGGAAAGUGUGUACAGGUGGCAAGAGAAAGAAAGAUGAAAUAAGUGUUGACAGUCUGGACUUCAACAAGAAGAUCCUUCAUACAGCAUGGCACCCUGCAGAAAACAUCAUUGCUGUAGCUGCCACCAAUAACUUGUAUAUAUUCCAGGACAAAAUUAAUUAAAGACGGCAUAUUCGAGGACAAAGUUGUCGUCUUGCAUAGUUAAGCUCAGUUGUUUAUCUGUCAGAGAUGGCCUUGUUGUCCUCCCAGUAAAGAACAUUGAUGCACUUAUUUCCCUUUAUAGGUAAAGGAGAGAAGCUGGCCUGGACUUGAGUUCAUGGUGUAUUUCUGCCUUCAGUGAGGGGGAACAUGGAAAUUGAAUUUUUGUAAACAAACAAAAAAGCCCACUUGAAGCAGAAGUGAUGGACAAUACUCAAUAAAGGCCAAUAUUCAAAACAAAUGUAUUUAUUUAAGUCUGAGCCUUCCUUUCCAGUUGAUAGACCAAAAAUCUAACACCCAAGAAACAAAUUGUCAUAAAAUGUAAUUUCUAUCUCAUGUGCUCUUUAUCUGCUGUAAUAUUUGGGCCUUUCAAAACAUAUAUUUGUGCUUCAUGCCUGUAAACAUUCUUUCUCUGGCCUUCAUCUAAGCUUUAGGUGUUUCUACCUUUGAGCAUAUAGGUAAGUCUAGAGUUGGGUGCAUAGACAGGUUUUUCAUGUAUAUUUACUCACCAACUGUAUCUAUAACCACACCUUCUGGUGUAAACCACUUAAUAAAAAUAACAAACUAUAAAAAGUGUUUUUAAAUCUGAAAGUAUGUAUUCAGUCUUUUUUAUUGCAUGUAUUGAGAUUGUGCAAAAUAACUGAUGGAAAGAUUUGAAAAUAGUUUGUCCCAAAAAUACUCAUUUUGACAAUAUAAGCAGUUUCGUAUGAUGUUUACUGCUUCAAACUAAACUCAAAUUUUUCUCCAGUUGUCUUUACCUUAGCUUCUGUUGGUUUUCUGUGCUAAAAAAAAUAAUCUGUUGUGCAGAAAUCUAAAACAUUGAGUUAAAGUUCAUCUGCAGCCUUAAAUGAGCACAAUGUUUCUGUGCAUCUAAUCCUUCAACAAAUCACUGGUCUGGUUAACAGUAAAUAUGCCUCCAACUGAGACACAUACCUUAAUGUGCUUUACUUUUUUUACCUUUUAGUUCUUUGCUUUGAAGGUUUUUAAAUACAACUGGGCAUAAACAUAUACACCCCAAACUUCCCACUGAAGGUCAAGCUGGUAUAUUUUUAAACUUGAUUAUGCCAAACAGGAGCACAGCUUAAAUAUGUUUGUACUCUUACUCUGGGUCUGUGACACCAGGAGAUCAGGCUGUUAUGAGGCUGAAUAUUGGCGUGAAAUUACAUUUGUAAAAUAUGGAGUUUCUACUAACAACAUGAGGCUAAGGAAAAGUUUAUCACUUUUGGAAUCUCAUCUAGAAGACACAUGAUCAUCUCCAAGUGUUUCAUGGUAAAUGCCUGUGGGAGUAAACUUGUACACAAUAGUAGUAGACACAUGAUAGCACCGAGUAUCUCUCCCUUCUUCUGAAUUUACUACUAAAUGUGCCUACAAAAUCCUCCUUGAAAUUCAGGCCCGAACUUCCUGGCAAAAAUACAGGUGUAUGGUUCACACUCCAAAUUUAAUUCAAUGAAGGUUUAAUAUGAUUAUUAAGGUUAGAUAUGAAUAUGCAAGAGCAACAUGUCUCUGUUCGUACCCUGUCAAUUAAUGUCCAUAGAGUGCCACUCUUGUUCGCAAUCUAAUAAAUAGUAAUUGGGGGGGUUCUAAAGAUAAAGUUUAAAUAAAAAUCGUAUACUGUAUAUCAGUUGUGACACUAUUUGCAAAUCUUGAAAUGUGGAACGAGUAGGUCAUUUAACCAUUAGAUUGACUUUGUUCCUUAAAAAAUAUGCGAGAGCUAAUACAAUGGGAUUGUACAUAAUUGUUCAAUUAUUUUGACCAAAAAGUUUAAUAAAUUUUAAAUGUUUACCUGAA
Messenger RNA from Sceloporus undulatus (fence lizard), 3414 nucleotides. RefSeq names its product protein phosphatase 2 regulatory subunit Bdelta (gene PPP2R2D). The record is from RefSeq and is a predicted model, not a curated record. Gene Ontology annotation, biological process: peptidyl-serine dephosphorylation. Gene Ontology annotation, cellular component: protein phosphatase type 2A complex; cytosol. NCBI's taxonomy places the organism in Eukaryota, Metazoa, Chordata, Lepidosauria, Squamata, Phrynosomatidae. The coding region runs from base 217 to 1590 and encodes 457 amino acids. The transcript has 10 exons. Gene Ontology annotation, molecular function: protein phosphatase regulator activity; protein binding.